This is a messenger RNA of Cucurbita pepo subsp. pepo (vegetable marrow), 895 nucleotides long. RefSeq names its product glutathione S-transferase 2. The record is from RefSeq and is a predicted model, not a curated record. Gene Ontology annotation, molecular function: glutathione transferase activity; maleylacetoacetate isomerase activity. Gene Ontology annotation, cellular component: cytoplasm. Gene Ontology annotation, biological process: L-phenylalanine catabolic process; glutathione metabolic process. NCBI's taxonomy places the organism in Eukaryota, Viridiplantae, Streptophyta, Magnoliopsida, Cucurbitales, Cucurbitaceae.
UUUUGUUGUAAGAGGUUAUGAAUAUGGCGGCGGGUGAAGGAUAUCCAUUGAAGCUCUACUCGUACUACCUCAGCACUUGUGCUCAACGUGUUCGAAUAGCUCUUAACUUAAAAGGGCUAAGGUUUGAGUACAAAGCUGUUGAUCUUAUGAAGGGAGAGCAUUUGAGUCCUGACUUUCUAAAGCUCAAUCCCGUUGGCUUUGUACCUGCUCUCGUGGAUGGCGAUAUCGUCAUUGCCGACUCUUUUGCAAUAAUAAUGUAUUUAGAGGAGAAGUAUCCUCAACAUCCUCUAUUGCCGAGUGAUCUUUAUAAAAGAGCUAUCAAUUACCAGGCUGCAAAUAUUGUUUCUUCAAGCAUACAACCUCUUCAAAACCUAAUUGUUGAGAAUUAUAUUGAGGAAAAAUGUGGUGUAGAGGACAAACUUUCUUGGGUUCAUAUGAUCAUUGGAAAAGGUUUUUUAGCACUUGAGAAGUUACUAAAGGAUCAUGCUGGAAAAUUUGCCACUGGAGACGAAAUUUACCUGGCGGACUUGUUUUUGGCACCUCAACUCUACCGUGCCAUAGAGACAUUCAAUGUUGACAUGUCCAAGUUUCCACUUCUGUCAAGAUUGUAUGAGGAAUACAAGGAGGUACCAGCAUUUGAAGAUGCAGCACCAGAGAAGCAGCCUGAUGCUCCUUCUCAAACCUCUGCCUAAAAUUAACAAUACGCACUUCAUGGAUUUGUAGUGUUCGUUGUGUAUUUUGGAUCAUCUUGAACUAUUUUGGUGCUUUUCGUUAGUUUUUUCCAAGCUAUAAAAAGAGUUCUCGUGAAAUCAUCAAGUAAAAUUAUCAACAAUCGAACACCGUGAGUAUAAUAAAAGAAAGCUUCAUAAGAAUGCAUCCAAUUUGUUUUAUGGCC